GGCCCUGGACCUGACUGUCUCAUUCUGGAGGCUUCCAGACAGCCACGGUUAGUGCCCAAACCUGAGAGGAUGUCUUCAGAUGGAGCGUCUCCAUUGCCAGGACCGGACAUGACCAUGAAACCUGGCUCUGCCCCGUCUCCUUACGCUGCACUUCCCUUCCCCCAACCUGCUCCUGGCCCACCAGAUCAACCACCCUGGGAGCCGCCCUCACCGCCCCCGAUGCCUUCAGAAUUCUCUCCAGGCAACCCUCUGGUGCUCUCUGCUUUCCCCAGCCCCUUGUUGGUGACAGGGGACGGGGGCCCUGGCCCCAGUGGAGCCGGAGCUGGCAAAGUCAUUGUCAAAGUCAAGACAGAAGGCGGGCCAGCUGAGCCCUCUCAAACUCAGAACUUUAUCCUUACUCAGACCGCCCUCAGUUGGAUUGCCUCAGGCGCUCCCUGCGGGGCCCCCGAGGCUCCUGCCCCUGGAUUCCCGACAGCCUCUAACGUGAAGCCCCUUCUGCCUGCUGAGGCUGUUGGGGUGAGCCAGGAGGGCCUCCCAGGCCUUCCUGCUCAGGCUCUACCACCAGCUGCCCAACUGGCCCCCAUCGUGCCUCCAGAAAAGGCUUGGCCAGGGCCACACAGGGCAACUGGGGAAGGAGGUCCUACGGCCGCCCGAUACAGGCCCUCACUGGGUGACCUCUCCUAUACCUCCAAGGGUGUUUAUGAGAACUUCCGACGCUGGCAACGCUACAAAGCCUUGGCAAGGAGGCACUUACCCCAAAGUCCUGAUGCAGAGGCCCUUUCCUGCUUUCUUAUCCCAGUGCUCCGUUCCCUGGCCCGGCUGAAGCCCGCUAUGACCCUGGAGGAGGGACUGCCGAGGGCUGUGCAGGAAUGGGAGCGUACCAGCAACUUUGACCGCAUGAUCUUUUAUGAGAUGGCAGAAAAGUUCAUGGAGUUUGAAGCCGAGGAGGAGAUGCAGAUUCAAAACACACGGCUGAUGAGUGGGUCCCAGGGCCUGCCUCCUGCAGCCCUUCUGAAACUUGAUCCUCCAGGGCCCCCAGCCCCUGAGGUUUGCCAGCAGCCAGUGUACAUCCCCAAGAAGGCGGCCUCCAAGGCACGGGCCCCCCGCCGGCGGCAGCGCAAAGCCCAGAGGCCUCCGGCUCCUGAGGCACCCAAGGAGAUCCCACCAGAGGCAGUGAAGGAGUACACCGACAUCAUGGAAGGGCUGGUGGGGAGCCACUUGGCCACUGAGGAGUCCGAUGGAAAACAGGAAGAGGAAGAGCAGCAGCAGCAGGAAGAAGGGAUGUAUCCAGACGCAAGUCUCCUGAGCUACAUCGAUGAGCUGUGUUCUCAGGAGGUCUUUGUCUCCAAGGUGGAGGCUGUCAUUCACCCUCAAUUUUUGGCAGAUCUGCUGUCCCCAAAACAACAGAGGGAUCCCUUGGCUUUAAUGGAGGAGCUGGAACAAGAAGAAGAACUCAGUCUUGCCCAGCUGGUCCAGAAGCGACUCCUGGCCUUGGAGGAGGAGGAUGCGGAGGCACCUCCAGGUUGCAGUGGCGCUCAAUCAGACUCAAGUCCUUCCGUUUCUGAUGAGGAUGAAGAUGGGGGUGGGCGGCUUCGGCCCUCACCUGGGCUCCGGGUGGCCGGGGGCACCGUCCACCUUGGGAAGGCUCCUUCUCUGGGAAAGCGGGCAAGAGAAGUGCCUGGUGGGCAGGAGCAGGCCCUCGAUAGCGCGGGGGGGAUGCGCAGAGAUGGGAACAGCCUGCCAUCCCCCAGCGGCUGGGACCUGCAGCUAGAACUUGCAGCUGCACAGGGGACUCCAGGGCCCCUGGGCAUAGAGAGAAGAGGGUCUGGGACGGUUACCAACCAGAUAUUCCCACAUCAGGAUGACCACCUGGGAGGUGCUAGGCCCCCUGGGCACUCCCUUGUGGCUGACAGGACGUCCGAGGCUUUGCCCCUUUGCUGGCAGGAAGGCCCCCAGCUCGAAAUAGGUCCCAGUUUGGAUGUUGGACUUGCAGAGCUGGCUCCUCUGCAAGGACAGCGGUUAGAAAAGCAGGUCCUGGGGCUGCAGACAGGACAACAGAUAGGGGGUGUGGGAGUGGCUCCUCAGGGGACGGCGCCAUUAGCAGUGCCUCAGGAAGGCUCUUCAGGGGUCAUGUGGGGAGAUGACAGAGGUCCUCCCACAGUUCAGAGUUAUGAUCAGAACCCUUCCCCUAGAGCACCUGGGGAUGGGGACAGGGACGGGGCUUCUCUCAGUCCAGUAUUUUGGCUCAGCAAUGAGAUGGAUGCCAUAGGCUUGGAGUUGCCAUUACAGAUUGAGGAGGUCAUAGAGAACUUCCAUGAUGGGGAAUGUGUAACCGAACACCAGGGGGACAGCCAGGCAUUGGGCUCCAGAAGCAACAUUUCUCUGGGUCCUGGAGAAACCACAGCACCUGGGGAUGUGGGAGGCAGUGUAGAUCCCUGUGGAGGCACAGAUGCCACAGUUGCCCUGGAAAAGAGAAACUACUGCAGCUUGUCAGGACCCCUGAGGGCCAAAAGCCCGGCCUUGAGGCCUAAAGAAAACAGAGAACAGAGCCCUGAGACUCUACGGGAUCCCAGUAAUCUGUGGGCUGAAGGUUGCCCCCCGUUGCUAGAAAGCAGAAUUGGUACCUCUACACUGGGGGCUUCUAAAGAAACCCUCCUGCCUGCAAGUCAAGGCAAUAUCCUUAGCCUGGGGACCCAAGAUACCUCCUCCUUCCCUGAUGAGGCAGAGAGCAGAGGCAAGUCCACUUCUCCUCUGUUGGAGGAACAUGUCAACAUACUAGAUAUUAGGGAUGCCUGUGGCCUCCAGCUAGAGGUCAGUGAGGAUACCUGUCCACUAAGUUUUAAUUCUUACAAUCCCCAAGGAGAGGGCAGGGAGGAUACUGAUUUAUCUGAGCCUAAAGACCCUGCUCCCUUACCAGGGGAUCAAGAGUCUUAUGCACCUAGAACCCCCAAAUCAACAUCUCCUCACCAGGGCCUUAGAAGAACUUCCCCUAGAUUGAGAACCAGGGACGCGUUAGUUCUGAGAAAAGCCUCUCCUGUUAGUGAAACAUGCAGCUCAGCAGAUGGGGCCAAAGGCAAGGAGGAGGAGGAGGAGGAAGAGGAGGAGGAGGAGGAAGAUAAGGAACUCUCCAACUUUGCCCAUCUAUUGGCCUCUAAACUUAGCCUGUCACCGAGGGGACCUCCCUUCACUUCUCACCCUGCCUCAGGCCUGCUCUCCUCAGGGGGUCGUGGGACCCAGAGAGCAUCCCACUCCCUCGCUUCUGAGGCAAGAGGCCUCGGUCAGCCUCCGUAUCCUGCUGCCAAGGCUGGGAAGCGAGCUCUAGUUGGAGGUCCAGCCCCUGCUAAAAAGAGGCCCUUCCAGGGAGCUGACCUUGGGGCGCCUGGGGAGAAACCCCUGGCUCUGCGAGUGGUUCGCGCCUCACAGCCUCAUAAAAGGCGGCAUGAUAGUUUCGUCACAGGCAGGAAGAAGAAACGACGUCGUAGCCAGUAG
Hippopotamus amphibius kiboko is the source of this 3489-nucleotide messenger RNA. It is a transcript of the gene NUTM1, whose product is annotated as NUT midline carcinoma family member 1. Lineage: Eukaryota; Metazoa; Chordata; Mammalia; Artiodactyla; Hippopotamidae. The transcript has 7 exons. The record is from RefSeq and is a predicted model, not a curated record. The coding region runs from base 70 to 3489 and encodes 1139 amino acids.